CGCACUCUCUUAUUGGCUCUCUCGGCUCCCACGAGGGGUUGCAUGCAAACGAUUUGCGAAAAGGUUUAUUGUUUCUUUGCUUUCGGGAGCCGAAACUGUUUGGAAUCUACUCAGCGCUACAAUAAAAUAACGCGUCGGGAAAAAUGGCUGGUGGCAAAGCAGGAAAAGACAGUGGCAAAGCCAAGGCGAAAGCGGUGUCGCGCUCCCAGAGAGCUGGUCUGCAGUUCCCAGUGGGUCGUAUCCACAGGCACUUGAAGACUCGCACAACCAGCCACGGUCGUGUAGGAGCCACAGCAGCUGUUUACAGUGCUGCCAUCCUUGAGUACCUCACCGCUGAAGUACUAGAGUUGGCGGGUAACGCCUCCAAAGACUUGAAAGUGAAGCGUAUCACUCCUCGCCACUUGCAGCUGGCCAUUCGUGGUGACGAGGAGUUGGACUCCCUUAUCAAGGCAACCAUUGCUGGAGGAGGUGUCAUUCCCCACAUUCACAAAUCCCUCAUUGGGAAGAAGGGCCAGCAGAAGACUGCAUAGAUGCCAUGUUGACCAGAAAUUUGGGGGCUUGGGCUUUGAACGGACCAGGAGUUCACCUUUGUUCUUUUUUUAUUAUUAAUAUUAUAGCAAACGAAGAGUGAUUGUUAGCCUUUGUGUUUGUUAUAUUUACCAAUAACUAGAUAAAAAGUACAGAAAACCCCUUAAAGACAGUAAACCCUUUGUAUGUUAAUGUAGAGCGUUUGACUGGGGAGUUAAUGAUUAUUUGAAAUGGUGGCAGUGAAUUUGUUUGAUUGGCCUGGCUCUGUGUAAUGUUUUAUACUGAAAAAACAAAUUGUUAAACUGUUUUUUAUAUAAAAGAUCUUGUUUUGUGGUUAUUUUCUCUGAAGUUAUGAUAUUUACUAUGACACAUUUUUAAGGAGAAUUUCUUUUUUUGAAAGUAAAUUGGAUAACAGCUAAAUAGUAAGAUGGUGCUUCUUUUCCUUUUGACUUACUGUAAAAAAAAAAAAAUUGAACUGCACAAGAAUAGUAAUGUAUUAAAAGUUACUUUUUUUUUUCUUACAUCAAAAUGAAAUAACGUGUUGUAACCGCCUGCUACAGUGUUUUGUCUUAAUGUUUACAGCAGUUGAAAAAAUGUGUUAAACUUGAAACUACGUAUUAACAGUGUAAUCCUCAGCUAAUUGGGAAACACUGAUUGUAAACUUGUUGCCUCACUGUGGAACACAAGUCCUGCCAUUUGUCAGCUACAUAUCACCACUGGGUACAUUCAGUACUCUGAUACUUUGGGAAAAUAAGUAGAGGAUAAGUAAUCAGCGCUGAAAACAUUUGUCUACACUACCAAAAUAUAUAGGCAUACUAAAAAUAUAUUUAUAUUCCCCUUCUAAAAGUCCAUUUCAUUUUUAACGUUCAGAUUUUGGAGCCUUUUUUUUCUUUUCUUUUUUUAAGCUGUAUUCAGGGAAAUGACUUUGCCUAUUUUAUCUUUGAAUAAACACCAUUGGCAUGUUA
Messenger RNA from Haplochromis burtoni (Burton's mouthbrooder), 1493 nucleotides. Its product is annotated as histone H2A.V. Gene Ontology annotation, molecular function: structural constituent of chromatin; protein heterodimerization activity; DNA binding. The coding region runs from base 144 to 530 and encodes 128 amino acids. Gene Ontology annotation, cellular component: nucleosome. The record is from RefSeq and is a predicted model, not a curated record. Lineage: Eukaryota; Metazoa; Chordata; Actinopteri; Cichliformes; Cichlidae. The transcript has 5 exons.